Cercospora beticola is the source of this 1195-nucleotide messenger RNA. RefSeq lists its product as uncharacterized. The record is from RefSeq and is a predicted model, not a curated record. Lineage: Eukaryota; Fungi; Ascomycota; Dothideomycetes; Mycosphaerellales; Mycosphaerellaceae.
UUGGAAGGCCAAGACGGCGGGACGCGUGCAAUCCGGCCGUUAGUUCGUCGCCGUGCCAAUCCGCGUUUGAACUCCUCCGCAAACCUCGCGCCAGAGGCGUAAGAGGCACGAGGCGGUGCAAUUUCGCAAAAGGGCCAGAAACAGGUCUCACGCUGGAACCAGCUUUUUGCAAGCCAUAGCGCAUCUCCCCAAGCCUUGACAUCAUAAGAAGGCAUUGCCAAUUGCAGUUAGAACGGAGAUCACAUCACCUGAGGAAGCGGGAUCGUCGUUUAAACACAAGGCUGCAUCCUCAGCCCCCUUCAUCUGUUGUUUGUCCUUGCUGCGCCCAAAACCAACCUCCACACCCGUUUCUAUUUUUCGUGAAGGAUUUGCCAUUGCACAGCUGCAGAACGCACAUUCGCUCACUACCAGCAUCAACGUAAACAAGAAACUCUAAGCUCUCCAAAACCACCGGCAUCAUGCAGUUGAAGAAGCUCCUCAUCUUGGCUCCAAUCGUCCUCGUCGCUGCUCAGGAGGACGACAACAUUGGCGACGAUAUCGCUGGUGCCGUCACUUCGAUUGCUGGCGACAUCACUGAGGCCGGCGCCUCGAUCGCGACCAACAUCGCUACCAACGCCCAGAGCAUCUUCUCUGAGGCCACUGAUGGCGCAGAUGAUGCUCUCGAAACCAUCACCUCUGCACUUGACGGCGCUAUCGACACCGCCACUUCCGUUCUUGCUGGCGUGGUCACCACAAUUACCUCCGAUGGCCAGGAGAUUCUGAGCACGAUUACUUCUGCUGCCGGCGACGGAGCUAAUGCUGCCAGCUCCGUCAUCGACAGCGCGAUAUCAGGCGCUUCUAGCGUCGUCAACAGUGCGAUUUCUGAGGCAUCCGGCGCUGUCAACAGCGCCACUUCGGAGGCUGGUGCCUAUGAGACCAACGCGCCAAAGGUCGCUGCUGGUCUGUUGGCUAUGGGUCUGGGUGCUGUUGCUAUGUUGUAAGCCGCCUAGUUGCGGACAGCAGAUCGGAAGCUCGGGAGCAUGCACAUUCUGUGGUCUAUCGGCGCGACCUUGAUUUCGAGACAGCGCUUUGGGAAGGUCCAGAAAUGCGGAGUCAUUGAGCAAUUGAUGUGGCACAGUGCGCCACCAGUCAUGAUUGAUGUCACGAUACAGUGUGUAAUCUAAAUAAUUCACCCAUGAUACUCGUCUCUCCCAGC